Cajanus cajan (pigeon pea) is the source of this 3234-nucleotide messenger RNA. RefSeq names its product pentatricopeptide (PPR) repeat-containing protein. Gene Ontology annotation, biological process: RNA modification. Lineage: Eukaryota; Viridiplantae; Streptophyta; Magnoliopsida; Fabales; Fabaceae. Gene Ontology annotation, molecular function: protein binding; zinc ion binding; RNA binding. The record is from RefSeq and is a predicted model, not a curated record.
GUGGCGCGUUUGUAAAGCCUUGAAAGCCACUGUGGUUUGUGUUGAUGCAAUCCCCAAAUCCUCCCUCCCAUUCCGAGACAUGCGUCUACCUUCUCCAAUCUGCAAUAAAAUCCCGGGACCCAUUCAUCGGAAGAUGCAUUCACGCUCGAAUCAUCAAACACGGCCUUUGCCUCGGCGUCUUCUUGGCGAACAACCUACUCAAUUUCUACGCCAAAACUGCCUCAUUCACCGAUGCCCACCGCCUGUUCGAUGAAAUGCCCCUUAAAACCACCUUUUCAUGGAACACUAUUCUCUCCGCGUACGCCAAGGGAGGCAACUUAUACUCUGCACGCCAACUGUUUGAUGAAAUUCCCCAACCAGAUUCUGUCUCCUGGACCACCAUGAUGGUGGGGUAUAACCACUUGGGUCUUUUCAACAGCACUAUUCACACGUUUCUCCACAUGGUUUCCUCUGGAAUUUCGCCGACCCAGUUCACGUUUACCAAUGUUCUUGCUUCCUGUGCCGCAACACAAGCCCUGGAUGUUGGAAAGAAGCUUCACUCAUUCGUUGUAAAACUGGGGCUAUCCGGGGUUGUACCUGUGGCAAAUUCACUGCUUAACAUGUAUGCAAAGUGUGGUGAUUCUGUAAUGGCAGAGUUUGUUUUUGACCGGAUGAGGUUAAAGGAUAAAUCAACUUGGAAUACUGUGAUUUCGAUGCACAUGCAGUUUGGUCGACUUGACCAUGCACUUGCACUAUUUGAUCAAAUGACUGAUCCGGAUAUUGUCUCUUGGAAUUCCAUCAUCACAGGGUACUGUCAUCAGGGAUAUGACAUCAAGGCCCUGGAAACAUUUGCUCUUAUGCUCAAGAGUUCAUCUUUGAAACCGGAUAAGUUCACCUUGGGAAGUGUUCUGUCUGCUUGUGCCAAUCUUGAAAGACUGAAACCUGGGAAACAAAUUCAUGCACAUAUUAUAAGAGCCAAUGUUGACAUUGCUGGGCCAGUGGGAAAUGCCCUUAUUUCAAUGUAUUCGAAAUCAGGAGCUAUUGAAAUUGCUCGAAGGAUUGUAGAACUAACUGGGACUUCCAGUCUUAAUGUUAUAGCAUUCACAUCACUUUUGGAUGGUUAUGUCAAAAUUGGGGAUAUAAACCCUGCCAGAGAGAUAUUUGAUUCAUUGAAGUUUCGUGAUGUAGUUGCCUGGACUGCCAUGAUUGUUGGUUAUUCACAGAAUGGCUUACUUAGUGAUGCUUUGGCGCUCUUUAGGUCAAUGAUUAGAGAUGGUCCAAAGCCAAACAACUAUACCCUGGCAGCGGUAUUAAGUAUCUUUUCAAGCUUGGCUUCUUUGGAUCAUGGUAAGCAGCUUCAUGCAGUUGCUAUAAGAUCGGAAGAAAUAUCAUCAGUUUCUGUGGGUAAUGCUUUGAUUACCAUGUAUUCUAGAUCUGGAAGCAUCAAAGAUGCUAGGAAAGUAUUCAAUCGGAUAUGCUCCUACAGGGAUACAUCGACUUGGACUUCCAUGAUUUUGGCUCUAGCUCAACAUGGUCUUGGAAAUGAGGCCAUAGAACUGUUUGAAAAGAUGCUGAAAGUUAACUUAAAGCCUGAUCACAUUACUUAUGUUAGUGUGUUGUCUGCUUGCACACACGUGGGAUUGGUAGAAGAAGGUAAAAGUUACUUUAAUUUGAUGAAAAGCGUUCAUAACAUUGAACCCACCUCUAGUCACUACGCAUGCAUGAUUGACCUAUUUGGACGUGCUGGAUUGCUUGAAGAAGCAUAUGAUUUUAUUAGAAAUAUGCCUAUUGAACCAGAUGUUGUAGCUUGGGGUUCACUUUUGUCUUCUUGCAGGGUUCAUAAAAAUGUGGAUUUGGCUAAAGUGGCAGCUGAAAAAUUGCUUCUUAUUGAUCCCAAUAAUAGUGGGGCUUACUCAGCGCUUGCUAAUACACUUUCAGCCUGCGGUAAAUGGGAGGAUGCUGCCAAGGUUAGGAAGUCAAUGAGGGACAGGGCAGUAAAGAAAGAACAAGGAUUCAGUUGGGUUCAAAUCCAGAACAAAGUCCAUAUUUUUGGGGUUGAAGAUGCUCUUCACCCACAAAGAGAUGCAAUCUAUCGUAUGAUUUCAAAAAUAUGGAAGGAGAUCAAGAAAAUGGGCUUUAUUCCUGACACCAAUUCCGUGAUGCAUGACCUAGAGCAAGAAGUGAAAGAACAGAUCCUUAGACAUCAUAGUGAAAAACUCGCCAUUGCAUUUGCAUUAAUAAAUACUCCAGAUCAUACUACAUUGAGGAUCAUGAAGAAUCUUAGAGUCUGUAAUGACUGCCAUUCCGCCAUAAAAUAUAUCUCUAUGCUUGUGGAAAGAGAAAUUAUAGUAAGGGAUGCAACGCGUUUUCAUCAUUUUAAGGAUGGUUCUUGCUCCUGUCAGGAUUACUGGUAGAAGAAACAGUUCAAUUUCGUGUAGACUACAAUUUGACCAGUAAUUUACAACCACAUUCACCAGAAAGCAUAAAUUUGCCAUCACUUUUAGUUGGCCAUAGGCCGAGAAUUGUCUCUUAGCCCCUGUUUGUUUCGGGAGAUUUACUGUUCACGACAAACGAAAGGUGAAGAAACUUGACGUUUGUUUCCGUUGAUUUGCACCGAAAGAAAAGUGAAGAAAAGCGGAAGAACCUGCAUGACCAUUCUUCGCGAAGUUGUGAAGAAAAGAGAUGAAAGCCACGUAAGAAAUGAGAAAACUCGAUAAUACCCCUGCCCAAAAGUUGAAAAGAGAUGAAGCUCUGCCAUGCUCAUGCAUGCAGAGACUGUGCCAUGCAGCAGAAGAAUCUCUAUCAUGGUUCAUGGGCCUUUGUCCUUCGUUUGAAUGGCAUGGUGACGCGUUUGAAAUGAGGCUGAAUGGGUCUCACUAGUCACGCGUUUAUAAGAGACUUGGAAACUUUGUGUGUGCUGUGUGCUCGUGCGAGGGUGGUUGUUGCUGCAGUGAUUCUUGAUGGGGCAGCCAUUGUAGGUAAGCUUCAUUUCUUUAUGCAUGAGGGAGGGGAGCCGAGGUAUGAGAAUGAAGAGUGGAGGGCAAACCGCGGUGAAAAACUGAACCCCCAGCCAGAAUAAUCGAUUAUGCAUGGCACAUAAUCGAUUAUGCCUCAGCAUAAUCGAUUAUGAUGGCAUAUUUUUGCUUCCAGGCGCGUUCCUUCCAUAUUUUUGUUAUUAUUAUUUAUUAUUAUAAAUAUUCUGUUAUUAUUAUUUAUUAUUAUAAAUAUUAUUAUUAUUAUUAUCAUUAUUAUUAA